Messenger RNA from Apus apus (common swift), 2307 nucleotides. RefSeq names its product cytochrome P450 2J2-like. The transcript has 10 exons. NCBI's taxonomy places the organism in Eukaryota, Metazoa, Chordata, Aves, Apodiformes, Apodidae. Gene Ontology annotation, molecular function: heme binding; iron ion binding; oxidoreductase activity, acting on paired donors, with incorporation or reduction of molecular oxygen, reduced flavin or flavoprotein as one donor, and incorporation of one atom of oxygen. The record is from RefSeq and is a predicted model, not a curated record. Gene Ontology annotation, biological process: xenobiotic metabolic process. Bases 315 to 1793 code for a protein of 492 amino acids. Gene Ontology annotation, cellular component: intracellular membrane-bounded organelle; cytoplasm.
AGCUCCAGGAAGGCUGUUCGCUUCCCCGGACGCUCUGGAAUCUCCUCCCCCACACUCCUCCUAGCGCUGGGGCAGGUUUGCGCAGCCGUGUUUCGGCUGCCCUCGCUGCUCGGGGCUGGGACUCUUGGCACCAGCCAAAGCGCUUCUGCCCGGGAGGGAAGCGCUGGGAGCGGCCCCGGCCCCGUGGAGCCGCCGGAGGGACGCGGCAGCUGCACCAGCACAUCACCCCUCCACCUGUCCCUGGGGGUUCGGGGAGCUCAGGCCUGCCCUGACUGGCUGCAGGACACGUUCCUGCAGAGCCCCACCAUCCAGCCAUGCUGCGCUUCCUCUGGGAGGGCAUCUCCUUCCAGAUGCUCCUGGUCUUCCUCGUUGUCUUCCUGCUUGUCGCUGACUACAUGAAGCACAGAAAGCCAAAGAACUUUCCUCCUAGGCCCCUGUGCCUCCCCCUCGUGGGGCACUUGUAUUUGAUGAACUUCAGAGAUCCCCAGAGCUCAGUGCAGAAGCUCACUGACAAAUAUGGGGACAUUUUCAGCACGCAGAUUGGCAGCAUGACAACUGUGUGUGUAAGUGGGCUGAGGCUGAUUAAGGAAGUUCUUGUAAACCAAGGGGAGAACUUCCUGGAUCGCCCUGAAAUUCCUCUUGAUGCAGAGGUCUUCAGCAGAAUAGGACUGAUCUCCUCCAAUGGGCACUUGUGGAAGCAGCAGAGGAGGUUCACCUUGAGCACCCUCCGAAACUUUGGCCUGGGGAAGAGGAGCCUGGAGGAGCGCAUCCAGGAGGAGUGCCGGUUCCUUGUGGAUGUGUUUAGGGAUGAGCAGGGGAGUCCUUUUGAUCCUCGCUUUAAAAUCAAUAAUGCUGUUGCAAACAUCAUCUGCUCCCUUACCUUUGGCAAUCGCUUUGACUACCACGAUGAGCACUUCCAGAAACUGCUGUGGCUGAUGGAUGACACAGUUAGGCUCCACGGGUCUGUCAUGAGCCAGCUGUACAGCGCUUUUCCAUCUAUAAUUAAGUUCCUCCCUGGAUCCCACCAAAACAUUUUUAAAAACUGGAAGUGGAUGAAAAAUUUUGUCCAAGAGAGGGUCGACAAACACAAGGAGGACUGGAACCCCUCGGAGAGCCGGGACUUCAUCGACACCUACCUGCAGGAGAUAGCCAAGGACAAUGGCAGUGGCAGCUUCCAGGAGAAGAACCUCGUGGCGUGCGUGCUUGACCUGCUGUUUGCUGGGACCGAGACCACUUCCACAACCCUCCGCUGGGCUCUGCUGUAUAUGGCCACGCAUCCAGAAAUUCAAGCCCGUGUGCACGCCGAGAUCGACGCAGUCAUCGGGCAGGCGCGGCAGCCGGCCCUGGAGGACAGGAACAACAUGCCCUACACCAACGCUGUCAUCCACGAGGUGCAGAGGAAAGGCAACAUCAUCCCGUUCAACGUGCCAAGACUGACAACGAAGGACACGGUCUUGGACGGCUUCGUCGUACCAAAGGGUGUUAUUAUGGUCACAAACUUAACCUCCCUGAUGUUUGACAAGAAUGAGUGGGAAACCCCUGAUGCCUUCAACCCUGGGCAUUUCCUGAAGGAUGGUCAGUUCUGGAAAAGGGAGGCUUUUAUUCCUUUUUCUAUAGGGAAGCGAGCCUGCCUGGGCGAGCUGUUGGCCCGCUCCGAGCUCUUCCUCUUCUUCACGGCUCUGCUCCAGAAGUUCACCUUCCAGGCUCCCCCAGACACCACACUCAGCUUCCGGCCCAGGCUGGGCAUCACCAUGGCCCCAGAGCCCUACAAGAUCUGUGCUGUGCCUCGGUAGGGAAGUCUUGGCCUCCAUCCUUAUGGGAAAACCCUUAAGCAGGGAUGUAGAAACUGAGCCCUCGGCCUCUCCCCUCGGUGGUGGUGACACAACCAGCUGGCUCCAGGGAGAGGCUGGGCUAUUUGUUUGUUUAUUUUAAAGUAACUGCAAAAUGAUUUGUUUUAUGAGCAGACCUUGCACUCUGGAUCAUGAGACAGGUGACCAGCCUGGGAUCACCCAGGGCACUUUCAGUCUUGCAGUUCUGCUCUGUACAUGAAUGAGGUGCUUGAACCUUUCCUAAUGCUAUGCUGGGGGGGCCCUGCUCCACCAGGGCAGGAGAAUGAGCAGCACUGGAGGGUGCAGUGUUCAGGCUGGGGCUGUGCUCUGUGGGAAAGCAGGACUGGCCUGUGCUUUAGAGCUGUGAUACAGGGAGCAAUUGCUAGCAUUUUUUGCUUUUCUUGUCCUUGCAAAAUAAUCUGUUAAAAAGAGUUACUAUAACAUCUCUUUGCAUUCAUCAAUAAAUCCUUACUAAACA